This is a messenger RNA of Coregonus sp. 'balchen', 20882 nucleotides long. NCBI's taxonomy places the organism in Eukaryota, Metazoa, Chordata, Actinopteri, Salmoniformes, Salmonidae. The record is from the annotation of a GenBank genome assembly.
AUGUUAUCAGGGUUCAGCAGUUUCACCACUAUAGAUCUGGGCCGUCCAUCGGGGAAGAAAGUGCCAUUCCUAUGCGGCCUCUCCAUCUUGAUGAGUUUAGGGUCCGGUUUGAGUUGAUCUGCCAGGAGUUUCUUGGCCUUGACUUCUGUGUCCUCAAUUCCAGCAAUUAUUCAAGGGCAGUCAAGUCUGAGUUCUCCUCAGACUUGACUGCCCUUGACCAGCGCAAAAACAUCCUGUGGCGUACUGCAUUAGCAUCAAAUAGCCCCUGCGAUAUGCAACUUUUCAGGGAAGUUAGGAACCAAUAUACACAAGCAGUCAGGAAAACAAAGGCUAACUUUUUCAAACAGAAAUGUGCAUCCUGUAGCACUAACUCCAAAAAGUUUUGGGACACUGUAAAGUCCAUGGAGAAUAAGAGCACUUCCUCCCAGCUGCCCACUGCACUGAGGCUAGGAAACACUAUCACCACCGAUAAAUCUACAAUAAUCGAGAAUUUCAACAAGCAUUUUGCUAUGGCUGGCCAUGCUUUCCACUUGGCUACCACUACCCCGGCCACCAACUCUGCACCCUCCGCUGCAACUUGCCCAUACCACCCCCCCCCCCCCCCCACUUCUCCUUCACACAAAUUCAGACAGCUGAUGUUCUGAAAGAGCUGCAAAAUCUGGACCCCUACAAAUCAGCUGGGCUAGACAAUCUGGACCCUUUCUUUCUAAAACUAGCCGCCGAAAUUGUCGCAACCCCUAUUACUAGCCUGUUCAACCUCUCUUUCGUAACGUCUGAGAUCCCCAGAGAUUGGAAAGCUGCCGCGGUCAUCCCCCUCUUCAAAGGGGGUGACACUCUAGAUCCAAACUGUUACAGACCUAUAUCCAUCCUGCCCUGUCUUUCGAAAGUAUUUGAACGCCAAGUUAACAAACAGAUCACCGACCAUUUCGAAUCCUACCGUACCUUCUCCGCUAUGCAAUCCGGUUUCCGAGCUGGUCAUGGGUGCACUUCAACCACGCUCAAGGUCCUAAACGAUAUUAUAACCGCGAUCGAUAAUAGACAGUACUGUGCAGCCGCUCAGAUGGAGUUCAAUGUGUCAAAUCGGAGGGCCUGUUGUCUGGACCUAUGGCAGUCUCUAUGUGGGUGCCACAGGGUUCAAUUCUUGGGCCGACUCUUUUCUCUGUGUAUAUCAAUGAUGUUGCUCUUGCUGCUGGUGACUCUCAGAUCCACCUCUACGUAGACGACACCAUUUUGUAUACAUCUGGCCCUUCAUUGGACACUGUGUUAACAAACCUCCAAACAAGCUUCAAUGCCAUACAACACUCCUUCAGUAGCCUCCAACUGCUCUUAAACACAAGUAAAACUAAAUGCAUGCUCUUCAAUCGAACGCUGCUGGCACCCGCCCACCCGACUAGAAUCACUACUCUCAACGGGUCUGACCUAGAGUAUGUGGACAACUACAAAUACCUAGGUGUCUGGUUAGACUGUAAACUCUCCUUCCAGACUCACAUUAAGAAUCUCCAAUCCAAAGUUAAAUCUAGAAUCGGCUUCCUAUUUCGCAAACAAAGCCUCCUUCGACAGUCUGUUUGCAGCGGUCAAACCCACUGGCGUCCAGGACAUCUAUAAAUCCUGAUAGGCAAUCCACCUUAUCUUAGCUCAUUUGGUUCACCAUACAGCACCCAACCAGUAGGUCUCAGCCUCCAGCAGGUAUAUCUCACAGGUCAUCCCCAAAGCCAAACACCUCCCUUGGGCCCGCCAUUCCUUUCCAGUUCUCUGCUGCCAAUGACUGGAACGAAUUGCAAAAAUCUCUGAAGCUGGAGACUCUUAUCUCCCUCACUAACUUAAGCAUCAGUUGUCAGUAGCACCUUACGAUCACUGCACCUGUACACAGCCCAUCUGAAAUUAGCCCACCCAACUACCUUAUCCCUAUAUUGUUAUUUAUUUUGCUCUUUUGCACCCCAGUAUCUCUAUUUGCACAUAAUCUCUUGCACAUCUAGCAUUCCAGUGUUAAUACUAAUUGUAAUUAUUUUGCACUAUAGCCUAUUUAUUGCCUUACCUCCAUAACUUGCUACAUUUGCACACACUGUAUAUAUAUUUUCUGUUGUAUUUUUUGACUUUAUGUUUUUUUACCCCAUAUGUAACUCUGUGUUGUUGUUUUUAUCGCACUGCUUUGCUUUAUCUUGGCCAGGUCGCAGUUGUAAAUGAGAACUUGUUCUCAACUGGCUUACCUGGUUAAAUAAAGGUGAAAAAAAAAAAUGUAUAAUGUUAUUGCGCCUUGAUUGGUUUUCGAGGUAGCAUCCUUUGGAAAAGUGCUUGUCAAGUGUUGUUUGGAAAAUUGAGAAAUCCUCAAACAUCGUUUUGAAUGCAGUCUGGCUGGUGACAUUCACGCCCUUUAGCUCCUCCACCUCCGACUGCGUAAAUUCCAAACUGUGUUUAAAUUCCAUUACAUCCUUAAACAGAUCAUCAACCCUUUUGUUGGUAGAAUCCAUAAAGAGUUGCAGGAAGGACUUAAAGUUAUUUUCCUGCAGGUCAAUUCGAUCUCUAUGGAAUUAUUUUUGUUGAUCGAGUAGUUCAUGGAGUGUAGUGCUUAAUACGUAUUCCUCUUCUGCAUUGAGUUUUGCGGUCAUUUCUUGUCUAGUAUUAGCCAUGCUACAAGCUUGUUGUGAGCUAAAAUUAGUUUGCGAACACAACCCACACUCUGCCUCCCAAAAACAAGCUAAGCCAGUGAAAUGGCAAACACACACAAGCAACACACACUUGAUCACACAUCCACCAGUACGAUAAACAGAGAGAAAGUGGAGAACUUGCUCAUUGUAUGGAUCCUGGCUGCACUUUACUUUACCAACUCGCAAGUUAGUGCUGUGGAUACAAGCAGUAUGUGGGGCAGUAAGCCAAAACACCGGUCAAAGAUGCUUGGGAGAGACAGUGGUAGGAGCAUUCGCUUACUCAUGGAACGAGCAGUGUCAACGAUGUCUGCGUGAACGUUGUCAGAGUCCUUCCGGGUGAAGAGUAGUUUAUUAAUCCUCUCUCUCUCUCUCUCUCUCUCUCUCUCUCUCUCUCUCUCUCUCUCUCUCUCUCUCUCUCUCUCUCUCUCUCUCUCCCCCAUCUCUCCCCCUCUCUCUGUAGGUUGCAGAUCGCCCAGGAGGAGCAUCGUAGUGUGGAGGUUGAGAAGGUAACGUUGGAGCAACGUCUGAGGGACGAGAUCAACGAAGCCAAGCAAGAGGCCCAGAGACUCGGUAAGCUACGGGAGGGAACAGAGAACGAGUGGAGCAGGCAGAAAUACGCUGAGGAAGAGUUGGAUCAGGUACACACACUGCAUACACACAUACAGCACACCUGUACAUACACACACCUGUUUAUACACAUACACCUCCACAUACUGUACAUACGCUGCAUACACACACACACACACACACACACACACACACAAACUGCAUACACACACACACAUAAAUAAAUACAGCGCAUUCGGAAAGUAUUCAGACCCCUUGACUUUUUCUACAUUUUGUUACAUUACAGACUUAUUCUAAAAUGGAUUAAAUUGUUUUUUUCCCUCAUCAAUCUACACACAAUACCCCAUAAUGACAAAGCAAAAACAGGUCUCAAAUAUCACAUUUACAUAAGUAUUCAGACCCUUUACUCAGUACUUUCUUGAAGCACAUUUGGCAGCGAUUACAGCCUCAAGUAUUCUUGGGUAUAACGCUACAAGCUUGCCACACCUGUAUUUGGGGAGUUUCUCCCUUUCUUCUCUGCAGAUCCUCUCAAGCUCUGUCAGGUUGGAUGGGGAGCGUCGCUGAACAGCUAUUUCCAGGUCUCUCCAGAGAUGUUCGAUCGGGUUAAAGACCGUGCUCUGGCUGGGCCACUCAAGCACAUUCAAAGACUAGUCAUGGCUUUGUGCUUAGGGUCGUUGUCCUGUUGGAAGGUGAACCUUCGCCCCAGUCUGAGGUCCUGAGCGCUCUGGAGCAGGUUUUCAUCAAGGAUCUCUCUGUACUUUGCUCCGUUCAUCUUUCCCUCGAUCCUGUCAAGUCUCCCAGUCCCUGCCGUAGGGAUGGUGCCAGGUUUCCUCCUGAUGCUUGGCAUUCAGGCCAAAGAGUUCAAUCUUGGUUUCAUCAGACCAGAGAAUCUUGUUUCUCAUGGUCUGAGAUUCUUUAGGUGCCUUUUGGCAAACUCCAAGCGGUCUGUCAGAAUGACCAUUGGGUUCUUGGUAACCUCCCUGACCAAGGCCCUUCUCCCCCAUGAUUGCUCAGAUUGGUCGGGCGGCCAGCUCUAGGUACACUCACACCAUAGAAAUAUAUAGAGGUCUCAUCUUUGUAUCUGUGCCAUUAUGUCUAGGGCUGUUACGGUGACCGUAUUAGCGCCACACCGGCGGUCAUGAGUUAUGACGGCAGUCAAAUUCCACGUGACCGUUUAGUCACGGUAAUUAGGAUUCUCCAAGCUCUGAUGAUACUGAUGGUCAAUAGUAGCCUACCAAACUUGCUAAUUGCCUGGUACUAAGAACUCUAUUGUCCCUCUAAUCACUCUGACAUCAAUGCAAAUGUUUCGAAAAUCGAAUCAAACACAUUUCUAUAGGCUAUGCAAAUGCGUAAGAAAACAGAGUGAAAAUGAACCACGGGAAAAGCGUCCUCCGUUCGCUAUUUAAGUACUUAGAUGACAUGUAUUUUUUUACCCCGCUCUGUUUCGAGACAGGUGCAUGAUAAUGCUCCAUUCUAAAUCAGAACAAAUUUCACACAUAUAUUAUGUCAAAGGUUUGGACAUACCUACUCAUUCCAGGGUUUUUAUUUAUUUUUACUAUUUUCUACAUUUCUACACAUUUGGAAUCAUGUAGUAACCAAAGAAGUGUUAAACAAAUAAAAAUAUAUUUUAUAUUUGAGAUUCUUGAAAUAGCCACCCUUUGCCUUGACAGCUUUGCACACUCUUGGCAUUCUCUCAACCAGCUUCACCUGGAAUGCUUUUCCAACAGUCUUUAAGGAGUUCCCACAUAUGCUGAGUACUUGUUGGCUGCUUUUCCUUCACUCUGCCGUCCCACUCAUCCCAAACCAUCUCUAUUUGGUUGAGGUCAGGGGAUUGUAGAGGCCAGGUCAUCUGACGCAGCACUCCAUCACUCUCCUUCUUGGUAAAAUAGCCCUUACACAGCCUGGAGGUGGGUUGGGUCAUUGUCCUGUUGAAAAACAAAUGAUAGUCCCACUAAGCCCAAACCAGAUGGGAUGGCAUAUCGCUGCAGAAUGCUGUGGUAGCCAUGCUAGCUAAGUGUGCCUUGAAUUCUAAAUAAAUCACAGGCAGUGUCCCAGCAAGACACCCCCACACCAUAACACCUCCUCCUCCAUGCUUUACGGUGGUAACUACACAUGCAGAGAUAAUCCGCUCACCCACAACGCGUCUCACAGAGCCACGACGGUUGGAACCAAAAAUCUCCAAUUUGGACUCCAGACCAAGGGACAAAUUUCCACCGGUCUAAAGUCCAUUGCUCGUGUUCUUGGCCCAAGCAGGUCUCUUCUUCUUAUUGGUGUCCUUUAGUAGUGGUUUCUUUGCAGCAAUUUGACCAUGAAGGCCUGAUUCACACAGUCCCCUCUGAACAGUUGAUGUUGAGAUGUGUCUGUGAUUGAACUUUGUGAAGCAUUUAUUUGGGCUGCAAUUUCUGAGGCUGGUAACUCUAAUGAACUUAUCCUCUACAGCAGAGGUAACACUGGGUCAUCCAUUCCUGUGGCGGUCCUCAUGAGAGUCAGUUUCAUCAUAGCACUUGAAGUUUUUUUGCGACUGCACUUGAAGAAACUUUGAAAGUUCUUGAAAUGUUCAGUAUUGACUGACCUUCAUGUCUUAAAGUAAUGAUGGACUGUCAUUUCUCUUUGCUUAUUUGAGCUGUUCUUGCCAUAAUAUGGACUUUGUCUUUUACCAAAUAGGGCUAUCUUCUGUGUAUUAAUUAUUUAUUUACUAACUCAUUAAAAAUGAUAACACAAGAUACAAACACGUACACGGUAUAGGUAGGGAUUAGAAACUUAAUACAAUGAAAACGGGUCCCUAGCGGACUAACACAAUAUGACACUUGUUACAAAAGAUGGCAAGUUAAAGAGAGAGAGAGAGGGAGAGAGAAAACACUUGGAUACACAUGGACCUACGCUCACACUAAUCCUAAUACUUUGCCCCAAACUGCCGCCCGUUUGGGAAGAAAAGCUAUGCAUAUACAGUGGUUUGCGAAAGUAUUCACCCCCCUUGGCAUUUUUCCUUUUUUGUUGCCUUACAACCUGGAAUUAAAAUUGAUUUUUUUUUUUUUUUAUCAUUUGAUUUACAUAACAUGCCUACCACUUUGAAGAUGCAAAAUAUUUGUAUUGUGAAACAAACAAGAAAUAAGACAAAUAACAGAAAACUUGAGUGUGCAUAACUAUCCCCCCCCCCCCAAAGUCAAUACUUUGUAGAGCCACCUUUUGCAGCAAUUAGAGCUGCAAGUCUCUUGGGGUAUGUCUCUAUAAGCUUGGCACAUCUAGCCACUGGGAUUUUUGACCAUUAUUCAAGGCAAAACUGCUCCAGCUCCUUCAAGUUGGAUGGGUUCCGCUGGUGUACAGCAAUCUUUAAGUCAUACCACAGAUUCUCAGUUGGAUUGAGGUCUGGGCUUUGACGAGGCCAUUCCAAGAAAUUUAAAUGUUUCCCCUUAAACCACUCGAGUGUUGCUUUAGCAGUAUGCUUAGGGUCAUUGUCCUGCUGGAAGGUGAACCUCCGUCCCAGUCUCAAAUCUCUGGAAGACUGAAACAGGUUUCCCUCAAGAAUGUCCCUGUAUUUAGCGCCAUCCAUCAUUCCUUCAAUUCUGACCAGUUUCCCAGUCUCUGCCGAUGAAAAACAUCCCCACAGCAUGAUGGUGUUCUCAGGGUGAUGAGAGGUGUUGGGUUUGCGCCAGACAUAGCGUUUUCCUUGAUGGCCAAAAAGCUCAAUUUUAGUCUCAUCUGACCAGAGUACCUUCUUCCAUAUGUUUGGGGAGUCUCCCACAUGCCUUUUGGCGAACACCAAACGUGUUUGCUUAUUUUUUUCUUUAAGUAAUGGUUUUUGUUCUGGCCAUGGAGUGUACGGCUUAAAGUGGUCCUAUGGACAGAUACUCCAAUCUCCGCUGUGGAGCUUUGCAGCUCCUUCAGGGUUAUCUUUGGUCUCUUUGUUGCCUCUCUGAUUAAUGCCCUCCUUGCCUGGUCUGUGAGUUUUGGUGGGCGGCCCUCUCUUGGCAGGUUUGUUGUGGUGCCAUAUUCUUUCAAUUUUUUUAUAAUGGAUUUAAUGGUGCUCCGUGGGAAGUGAUCUUCUGAGGACGGCUAAUCAGCCGCGUCGAUGAUCCCCUGUGGGGUGAUGAGAGCAGUUUAGUAGACGAUGGCUUGAAGAGAGUAACAGGAUGGUCCCACUUAAAUUCACCUUCUUAGAUACAGUACUUAGAACAGCUACUCAGCCAUAACAUUGAUUGUUAGUGGAGGCAACUUUGUCGUCUUCACCUCGUGUUGAUUUUCAGGGUCGGGACCAAUAUGGACAAAAGCUGCAGCUUGAGGUCCGUCUGAUCUGAUCAUUCUUAUCUCAAUCUUUUAUGCACUCUGGUAAAGAGGGGCAUUUCCGUCAUACUGACACGCUCUCUGAGCUCCCUCGGGCAUGGCUAGUUACGAGGCAAAAGUAUUAUCAUCACUAUGAUUUUAUUAGAAAGCUAAAAUCACAUUCCUAUCUUCACGAAAACAUUGUCUUCCUCCUUGAUAUUUUCUACCCAAGGUAAAGGAUGUAAGCCUGAUAUACACAGUGUAAACGCUCUUCAAGUCACAAUGUUUUCAUUAUAACGCCUUGAUACCAUUUUGAAUGGUAUCACAAAAUAUACAUACAUUUUCCAUAUUCCAUUUCUCAUCAUUCCCAAUGUUUGGAUGUUAAAAUAUAUUGUCCCAAUGUUCAUUGUUGGAUGUUGAAGUUUUUGAGCGACAAAAAGUAUCUGAAACAAAGGCAUUCCUUUCACCAUACUAGAAUGCUAGAGAUAGAUUCUCCUCCUCUCUAAUUUAUGGCAGUAUUAACGUGUCAAGACCGGCACAGUCCCCCUGUGGGUAAGAGGGUCUGGUUAUUGUCUGCCAUUUGCCAAGCUGAUGUGAGGCCUUUGAUCCUCACCCAGGGAGAGUCAUGACAGUGUUAUUUCAUAGUUUUGAUAUCUUCACUAUUAUUCUACAAUGUAAAAAUAAAGAAAAACCCUUGAAUGAGUAGGUGUGUCCAAACUUUUUGACAGGUAGUGUAUAUGUAAAGACAAUAUUAAAUCAAGAAUAGUCUGAUGGUUGACAAUAUUAGCCUAUCAUUAAAAUUAUAAUAUAUUAGGCGUCACUAUAGAUCCGGGUUCGAUCCCGGGCUGUGUCGCAGCCGGUCACAACCGGGAGUCCCAUGAGGCGCCACACAAUUUGCCCAGCGUCGUCCGGGUUAGGGGAGGGUUUGGCCGGCUGGGAUGUCCUCGUCCCAUUGCGCUCUAGCGACUCCUUGUGGUGGCCAGGUGCAUGUACGCUGACUUUGAUCGCCAGCUGUACGGUGUUUCCUCCGACACGUUGGUGCGGCUGGCUUCCGGGCAGUGUGGCAAGAAGCAGUGCGUCUUGGCGGGGUCGUGUUUCGGAGUUGCAGCGAUAGGACAAGACUGUAACUACCAAUUGGGGUGAAAAGUACCCCCCAAAACUUUAAGCACAUUAAUCCGCUUAACAGAGGGUGUAGAGCCUAACUGGCAUACAUACUUUUGAGUGUUCCCUGGGAUAUCAGCCCCCACUCUUCCCGGAGCAAGAAGAAGAGGUCAGCAUACCUUCUGCCCAGAUGUUCGUUUGUCGCUGUCGCCGUACCUGGAAGAGAGCCCGGGCCACUCUUCUCAAGACCACCUCCAGGUAUCGACGACAGGCGGACCGCCAUCGGACCCCUGCUCCCCGCUACCAUCUUGGGCAGAGGCUAUGGCUUUCCACUCGGGAUCUGCCCCUCCGGUUGGAGUCCCACAAACAUUCCCCCCGUUUUAUCGGCCCUUUCCCCAUCUCUAAGGUCCUUAGCCCCUCUGCUGUUCGCCUUCUUUUGCCCCGCAUCCUCCGUAUAAAUCCCACUUUCCAUGUAUCUAGAAUUAUACCCCUGUCUCACAGCCCUUUGUCUCCUGUGCCGGCUCUAUGCACACUCACUGGACUCUACCCACACACUUGAACAUAUUACACUGACACUCCAACAAACACACACGCGCGCACACUACAUACGCUCACACACACAAAACACACACAUGCAUAUUGACGCCACACACUCACACAUAGACACCACACACUCACACAUUCACACUCUUUCACACUCUACUCAUACGCUGCUGCUACUCUGUUUAUUAUCUAUCCUGAUAGCCUAGUCACUUUUACCCGUAACUACAUUAGGUAGUUGAGGUAAAUAUUACCUCAACUACCUCGUACCCCUGCACAUUGACUCGGUGCCUGUAGUCCUUGUAUAUAGUCUCGUUAUUGUUAUCUUAUUUAGUUACCAUUUCAUUUUUUGCUAAUUUUUUAACUUUGCAUUGUUGGGAAAGGGCUUGUAACUAAGCAUUUCAUGGUAAAGUCUACACUAUGGAGUCUCUGACAGCACGGGCAGUGCCAUUGAGGCUAUCUCCAAUUUAAAGUUGCAUGCGCCAUGCUCUACCAACUGAGCUACAGAGGACCGCCAUGUGGGUAGUGGACAAGUCCACACUUCAGGUAAAAAUGUAGAGUAUUGAGAUGCAUAGCCAGCAAGAGCCCAAACAUUGACAUCUAUUUGGCCAAAACAUAGAUGUCUAUAAUGUGCUAUACUGUACUGUACUGUGCUAUACUGUACUGUACCAUACUGCAGGGGUUUUCAAACUGGGGUCCGUGGAGGUUCUGCAGGUGGUCCGCAAUUUUGGGGGGAUUUGUUUUAUGUAAAAAAAAAAAUAUCGCUAGCUGCAGCAGAAUACCUUUGUGGACACCAUUUUUAUGUCUCUGCGUCCAGUAUGACGGAGGUAGUUAGAGGUAGUUUCCCACAACCAAUGCUAACUAGUGUUAGCGCAAUGACUGGAAGUCUACAGGAAACAGUUAGCAUGCUAGCUGUUCCUGUACUGCUAGCUGUUCCUGUUCAUCCAACUCUGGGGAAGUAGAUAAAGGGCUUCAUUGCCAAAAUCUCGAACUAAAAACAGUUUGUGUCAACUUAAACGACCAAAACCAGAUAGAAAGCAUGCAGUAAAGAUAUUGAACUAUAUAUAUUUUUUAAUAAUACCAUCUUGAGAACUAACAAUCAAAUAAAAGCUAGACAGUCAUGGAGAAUUGGAAAUUCCAAAAAAACAGUCAUUCAGGGCACAUGCCCAUUUGAUUUUGUUAAAAUGUUUGAGCAGAGGAACACAGCAUUAGCUAAAUGCAUAGAAUUGCAGGAAAUGUGCUUUAAAACAAAAAACAUUGUCUCUCAGCUCCAUGCCAAACUGUGUAGAAUUGCAGAAAGUUAGCUUUACAAAAGCAACAUUUUCUUUAGGCUGCCAAGAUACCUUUCUAGCUAAUAGACUAUGUUAGAGUUUACACUUCCUCUUCCAAUGAACUGUGCGGAGGUCAAAAAAAUUAAACUGUCUACCAAAUCUAUUCAUUUAAAAAUGUUGAUUACUUCUACUUGCCAUUAUCAUUAUUAUUUUUUUGCUAACAUAUGAUGGGGGUCCCUGGGUUGCCGGUUUGCCUGGGUGGGGGUCCCUGGGCAAGAAAAGUUUGAAAACCCCUUCCCUACUGUACUGUACUCUACUGUACUGUGCUUUACUGUACUGUACUGUACUCAAAUUUACUCUUACAAUUGAAGAAAGGACCCAUGGACUCUUGAUCUAGUGGUCUUCAAAUUCGGUCUUUCUCAACUCACUGGGCCUGGGUCUGGAUCUUUGGACCAAUGUCCUGUAUAAAUCUUGAUCUUGGCCCCUGAAUAUAGCAUUAGUCUUUGGUUUACAAACCAUAGGCAACCCAAUUUGAAGAAGACAAUGCUCUCUGAUUAUUGGCUGAUCACUCCCAACCCAAAGGAAUCCCCACUCAGUUGACUACUUUUAAAUAGUGGAAGCCCUCAAUGGCCCUCAAUGGCAAUGUCUUAUUUCCAUAUAGAGUCCUAUUUAUCUCUACAAUUGACACUUGACACCGAAACGCCUGUUAUUUUGGCAGAGUAAGGAUAGGUAAAGUGAUAAUUUAAACAUCUAACAACAUAAUAGAAUGUAUGCAUAAGUAAAUGUAUGCCUAAGUAAUACAAUCAACAAGUUUCAGAUUCAUACAAUCAACAUUGAACAUUUUAUAGAGAACAAUAGAGAUUAUAUUUAUCUAAAUUAAAUAUUAAAGUUUUGAAAAUCAGGCUAAAAAACAUGUUUUUAUUAUUUUGUUAAUUUGGUAUGCAAAUACAUUUAAAAAAUGAAAGAUUUGAGGUGACAGACAGUGACACAUGGACAGACAAUGACACAUUCAAUACCGCCUUGCACACAAUUGCCUGCAUCUAGCUGAUCUAGGGUGUAGUCAUUAGUACAGCAGUUGCAAACGACAAUUUCUAUUGGACAAAUUCAGGUAUGGUUAUCCCCGGUUUGUUCUGUUUGCUUCCGUUUAUGAAACGUUUUUCAACAGAAUCAGUGGUAUGAAUACACCCCUGAUCACGCGUAAACACAGUUCACUUUCAUAGCAGCCACGUUGUAUUUCUUCUCACUCAUUCAAUCUAUGCACUCUCCUCCUCUCACCUUUUCCGUUCGUUUGUGGACUUCAAUGCACACAACACAUCAGCUGUAAGCUGACCAGGCGAAAAAACCUACACAGCCUACAUCGUUGUCACCAUAUUAGCUAAAGUAACGUCAUAGCUAAUAGAACUAACGCGUUAGUAAACCCACUACAAUCAUGCAGUAACGUUACAGUGUAUAGUCAGUAAGCAGUUUAGCAGUUAAACUGGCGGGCCCCGGUGGCAAUAAAUUAGUAAAACCAAAAGCUUACCUUGACUUGGAAGAGUGCCAGUGUUGUGUUUGAUAGUCAUAGCCAGCUAGCUAACAUAGCAUGUUUGAGCAGGGUGUUUGAGUAGGCUAAACUAGUUGGCUGCAUUUGUGAAAACUGAAAGUGAAAGUGAAAAAAAAUGACACUCUUGCUUCUCCUUCAUUUUUGAAGAAAUUAAUUUGUUCAAAACUGUUCAACUAUUGUCUUUCUCUCUCUUUGAGUCAACUACUCACCACAUUUUAUGCACUGCAGUGCUAGCUAGCUGUAGCUUAUGCUUUCAGUACUAGAUUCAUUCUCUGAUCCUUUGAUUGGGUGGACAACAUGUCAGUUCAUGCUGCAAGAGCUCUAAUAGGUUGGAGGACGUCCUCUGGAAGUUGUCAUAAUUACUGUGUAAGUCUAUGGAAGGGGGUGAGAACCAUGAGCCUCCUAGGUUUUAUAUUGAAGUCAAUGUACCCAGAGUAGGAUGGAAGCUAGCUGUCCUCCGGCUACACCAUGGUGCUACCCUACAGAGUUCUGUUGAGGCUACUGUAGACCUUCGUUGCAAAACAGUGUGUUUUAAUCAAUUAUUUGGUGACGUGAAUAUAUUUAGUAUAGUUUAAAAAAUUUUAUUUUUAUAAAAUUCACUGAGGAUGGUCCUCCCCUUCCUCCUCUGAGGAGCCUCCACUGACCUGCAUACACACUUCUAUACACACCUACACACACACUCAUACACACACAUAGCAUACACUCGUGUGUAUGUCUGUGAGCGUACAUGGGUGUGUGUGUGUGUAUGUGUAUACGUGUGUGUGUCCAUCUGUUUGUUUGUGUGUGCAUGCACGUGUGCGUACGUCCGUGUGUGCGUAUACCUGUGUAUAUACGUGUGUGUGUGUGUGUGUAUCCAGGUGCGUAUGGCCCUGAAGAAGGCAGAGCGGGAGCUGGAGUCUCGGGCCUGCUGGUCUCCCCCUGAGGCCCUUAAGACAUGGCUGCAGCUGACCCACGAGAUAGAGGUCCAGUACUACAACAUCAAGAAACAGAGCGCUGAGAAACAACUACUGCAGGCCAAAGAGGGGGUGAGACACACACAUACAUACAGAAACAUUCACAUACACAGAAACACACACACACAAACCUGGUGAGAAAGUUGAUGUUGGUGGUUUUGUGAAUUAUGAUGAUGGUGGUGAUGAUGAUGAUGAUGGUGAUGAUGAUGAUGAUGAUGGUGGUGAUGAUGAUGGUGAUGAUGUAGGCUGACAAGAUCAAGAAAAAGAGGAGCACUCUGUUUGGGACAUUCCAUGUGGCGCAUAGCUCCUCCCUGGACGACGUUGAUCACAAGAUCCUGACUGCCAAGUAAGUUCAGCCAACUGACUUUACUUUGUUCAGCCAACUGACUUUACAAACUGACUUCACCUUUUUCAGCCAACUGACUUUACUUUGUUCUGCCAACUGACGUUACCUUUUUCAGCCAGAUGACUUUACUUUGUUCAGCCAACUGACUUUAAAUUGUUCAACCAACAGACUUUACUUUGCUCAGCUAACAGACUUGACCUUGUUCAGCCAACUGAUUUUACCUUGUUCAGCCAACUGAUGUUCUAUAGAAGGGAAAAGCACAUCUUAGUUAGCGAGGUGCAGGCCGGCAGAACAAAACGAUUCAUAAAAAGACGGUAGCCGCACACGCUUACAUUUUAGAAUUCAGUCAACCAAUGUUUUGACAGCAAGCUGCCUCCAUAAAAGUUUCUGAGUUCCAGCCAAGUGACUUUACCUUGUUGGGUUACACACCUGUACUUGAGGCUCUCUCCAUUUCACUCUCUGCCCCUUACUCUGUCUUCUCUCUCUCCUCUUGUCUGUCACCCUCCCCCCGCCCCCUCCCCUCUCUAGGCAGGCUCUGGGUGAGGUGACGGCUGCACUGAGGGAGAAGCUUCACCGCUGGCAGCAGUUGGAGUCUCUUACAGGCUUACCAUUGGUCAAUAACCCCGGUCUGCCCGCCCUGGCCAACGCCCUCAACCUAGACCCCGCCUUCCUGGGCCUGCACCCGCCCACCCCGCAGCACCUAAUCCUAUCAGACGAUUUAGAUGACAUGGGCGAGGAUAUCCUGUCCCCAGGGACGCUGCGGUGUACGUGUCAUCACUUUGCGCCACUCCGCCCACCGACACAACAUCACUCUGUAUCAUAUUGCGUAUUAGUGGCUCCGGGAUGAAGUUUCCCCGUGGUACAGAUCGAGGAUCAGCUUCCCCUCCCUCAAUCCUAACCUUAACUAUUAGUGUGGAAAAUGCAAAACUGUCCCAAGAUCAGCGUCUAGGGGCAACUUCACCCUAUACUGAAUUAGUGUUGCUGGCUGUGAAAGUGCAAUACAACCACCCUCCUGUCCUGUCCUGUAUGUGUACAGAGUUGAUUGUAUCAAUCAUCUCACACCUGUACACAGACAGUACAGAAGAGCAGACACACGUCUCACCUUCUAAUUUAGUUUGUCCAAAAAACACCUCUUCCUGAACAAGUGAUUUGUAUCUGUCUGAUGUGACGGAUUGUUGAUUUGUACUGGUGAUUUGCUGUGCCAGGUCAAUGGCAUCCUAUCUUCUCUCCACUCUGCCUCCUUAUUGGAUGAUCUCCUCAUAUUCUGUGUCCUGAUUGGUUGGUUUCCUCACAUUCAUCAUCUGUACCGUGAUUGGCUAUCCUCAGACGCGGCCUGGCAGAUGGACCGGCGAGUGAGUGACCUCUGGCCAAUGAGCGGCAUCUCCGACAGCCAAUCCCCAUGGAAGUAUUCUGGUUGGGCCCACCCUCCUUUACUCUCCUUGCAAUCCUAACCAAGCACUACCUCUGUACCCUCCCAACCCCCCUUUUCUCUUUCUUUCCUCUGUGGAUUCUCCCACACAGACUAUUCCACUACCUGUGGAAUAGUCCACUGCCUCUCAGGAGUAGGGGGGUUGAUCUUAUCUUGUGGAGAAGCGACAAGAAUUUGCUACUUUAUAUCCGCUUAUCACAUGCCCUCUCUCUUUCUCUCCUUCCCUCUCUCUUUCUCUCCUUCUCUCUCCCCCUAUCUCUCUACACAUCAGACAUUCUGUCCACCUGGAAGACUCUUGUUACUCCUUUUUCACUCUUCCUUCAGAAAGGAGUACUUAUUAUUUAUCCUCCUCUCCUGUCCUCCCUCUGUUGCUGACUAACCUCCACUUGCAGGUCUACAGCUUUUCUGUCCCUCCACAUAUUCUGGCUGGUACACCAAGAUAUUUGCACAUUGGGUUUUCUGUCAGAACACUUUAUUUUCUCAGAACAUACAAAAGCCUGAUAAAAUAAGAUUUCUAGCAUGUCUGUCACUUCAUAUAUACACUGAGUUUACAAAACAUUAGGAAUACCUUACUAAUAUUGAGUUGCACCCCAUUUGCCCUCAGAACUGCCUCAAUUUGAUGGCGCUGGAACUCUCCAAGGUGUCGAAAGCGUUCCACAGGGAUGCUGGCCCAUUUUGACUCCAAUGCUUUCCACAGUUGUGUCAAGUUGCCUGGAUGUCCUUUGGGUGAUGGACCAUUCUUGAUACACACAGGAAAUUGUUGAGCGUGAAAAACCCAGCAGUGUUGCAGUUCUUGACACACUCAAACUGGUGCGCCUGGCACCUACUACCAUACCCCGUUCAAAGGCACUUAAAUAUUUUGUCUUGCCCAUUCACCCACUGAAUGGCACACACACAAACCAUGUCUCAAUUGUCUCAAGGUUUAAAAAUCCAUCUUUAACCUGAUUGGUGGAUUUAACAAGUGACAUCAAAAAGGGAUCAUAGCUUUCACCUGGAUUAACCUGGUUAAUCAAUGUCAUGGAAAGAACAGGUGUUCCGAAUGUUGUACACUCAGUGUAUAUACAGUAUCUGUGCCGAAACUCUCAUACUACAACAGACUUCCCAUUUUAAAAUGAAAUCAAAAUGAGUUUAAUUCAAAUCAAAUCAAAUCAAAUUUUAUUUGCCACACGCGCCGAAUACAACAGGUGUAGACAUUACCGUGAAAUGCUUACUUACAGCCCUUAACCAACAAUGCAUUUAUAAAAUAAAUCAACAACAACAAAAAAGUGUUGAGAAAAAAAGAGCAGAAGUAAAAUAAAAUAACAGUAGGGAGGCUAUAGACAGGGGGGUACCGGUGCAGAGUCAAUGUGAGGGGGCACCGGCUAGUUGAGGCAAUAUGUACAUGUGGGUAGAGUUAAAGUGACUAUGCAUAAAUAAUUAACAGAGUAGCAGCAGCGUAAAAAGAUGGGGUGGGGGUGGGGGGGCAGUGCAAAUAGUCCAGGAGUCUUAUGGCUUGGGGGGUAGAAGCUGUUGAGAAGCCUUUUGGACCUACACUUGGCGCUCCGGUACCGCUUGCCGUGCAGUAGCAGAGAGAACAGUCUAUGACUAGGGUGGCUGGAGUCUUUGACAAUUUUGAGGGCCUUCCUCUGACACCAUUGCUGCAUUUUCAAUGUACAUUAUAUUAAUAACUUUUUUUUAAAGAAUAUAAACUAUUGGAACCAAGACUUAAAAGGAACUAGAGGGUGGGACUAAAAACAACAAGAUAACUAAUGUAAAAUAUACUGUGUCCGUAAAAUGUACACUACCGGUCAAAGGUUUUAGAACACCUACUGAUUCAAGGGUUUUUCUUUAUUUUUACUAUUUUCUACAUUAUAUAUUUGAGAUUCUUCAAAUAGCCACCCUUUGCCUUGAUGACCGCUUUGCACACUCUUGGCAUUCUCUCAACCAGCUUCAUGAGGUAGUCACCUGGAAUGCAUUUCAAUUAACAGGUGUGCCUUCUUAAAAGUUAAUUUGUGGAAUUGAUUUCCUUCUUAAUGUGUUUGAGCCAAUCAGUUGUGUUGUGACAAGGUAGGGAGGGUAUACAGAAGAUAGCCCUAUUUGGUAAAAUACCAAGUCCAUAUUAUGGCAAGAACAGCUCAAAUAAGCAAAGACAAACGACAGUCCAUCAUUACUUUAAGACAUGAAGGUCAGUCAAUGCGGAACAUUUCAAGAACUGAACGUUUCUUCAAGUGCAGUCGCAAAAACCAUCAAGCGCUAUGAUAAAACUGGCUCUCAUGAGGACCGCCAAAGGAAUGGAAGACCCAGAGUUACCUCUGCUGUAGAGGAUAAGUUCAUUAGAGUUUUCCAGGCUCAGAAAUUGCAGCCCAAAUAAAUGCUUCACAGAGUUCAAGUAACAGACACAUCUCAACAUCAACUGUUCAGAGGAGACUGUGUGAAUCAGGCCUUCAUGGUCGAAUUGCCUCAAAGAAACCACUACUAAAGGACACCAAUAAUAAGAAGAGACCUGCUUGGGCCAAGAAACACAAGCAAUGGACAUUAGACUGGUGGAAAUGUGUCCUUUGGUCUGGAGUCCAAAUUUGAGAUUUUUGGUUCCAACCGCCGUGUCUUUGUGAGACGCGGUAUAGGUGAACGGAUGAUCUCCGCAUGUGUAUUUCCCACCAUAAAGCAUGGAGGAGGAGGUGUUAUGGUUUGGGGGUGCUUUUCUGGUGACACUGUCUGUGAUUUAUUUAGAAUUCAAGGCACACUUAACCAUCAUGGCUACCACAGCAUUCUGCAUCGAUAUGCCAUCCCAUUUGGUUUGGGCUUAGUGGGACUAUCAUUUAUUUUUCAACAGGACAAUGACCCAACACACCUCCAGGCUGUGUAAGGGCUAUUUCACCAAGAAGGAGAGUGAUGAAGUGCUGCAUCAGAUGACCUGGCCUCCACAAGCCCCCGACCUCAACCAAAUUGAGAUGGUUUGGGAUGAGUUGGACCGCAGAGUGAAGGAAAAGCAGCCAACAAGUGCUCAGCAUAUGUGGGAACUCCUUCAAGACUGUUGGAAAAGCAUUCCAGGUGAAGCUGGUUGAGAGAAUGCCAAGAGUUUGCAAAGCUGUCAUCAAGGCAAAGGGUGGCUAUUUGAAGAAUCUCAAAAAUAAAAUAUAUUUAGAUUUGUUUAACACUUCUUUAGUUACUACAUGAUUCCAAAUGUGUUAUUUCAUAGUUUUGAUGUCUUCACUAUUAUUCUACAAUGUAGAAAAUAGUAAAAAUAAAGAAAAACCCUUGAAUGAGUAGGUGUGUCCAAACUUUUGACUGGUACUGUAUAUACUGUAUUUACAAAAAAAAUAUAUGGGGAAUUGGAAAUGAUGCAGACAAUGACAUUGAUGGAAGCUACAAUCUAUCUGCAAUAUUAAAGCUGAUCUACCCCCUAAAAAAUAAAUAAAUAAAUAAAAAAUACUUAAAAGGAACUGUUGGAGCAUAACUAACGAAAUUACCGUUAAAGGAAAUGUACGCUUAAUCCAAUAUAAACAAAUGUAUAGAAUUCAUUAUACAAGAGACAUAAUUCACAAAUUCUACAGCACAAUGACAGAGUCAUGUCUUAAGUGUAAAACGAAUAUUGACUCAAUAAUCCAUGCUUUCUGGGAAUGCUAUAAAGUCCAAAAGUUAUGGGCGGAGCUAGAAAGUUGUCUGUCAGAAGUACAAUGUAAAUGUACUUUUAAUCCGUCUGUCUGCAUAUUUCAAGACAUGGCAUAUGGGGGUGUAGUGAGAUACCCAAUGGGAAAAAACGUAUACUAAAACAUGGAAAUCAAUCAAUCCGCCAUCAUUGGAAAAAUUUUAUGAUUUAUUAUUGAAAUAUUGAAAUAGCAUGGUUGACCGAGGAACACUAAUUGGUGCAAUUUAAGGCCAAGUGGCAAACAAUAAUGCAGGCACUAGGGAUGGGGGUGUGAGCAUGCGGGUCUGGACAGAUGAGAUGUAGUCGUUUGUGUGCGUCUGUAAGUUGUUGUUCGUAUGUAUAAGGCUGUAUUUGGAAAAAAUUAGCAAACAUUACUGUAAACAUACAUGGGACUCUGUCUGCUAAGGACUUUUGUAUUUUUCCAACGGUGCAGUUGAGUCUGGCCCUGCACACUCCCACCUCCAGUCUCAGCUUCAUUAUGCCUAAACACUCCCAGGCUUUAUCAGUACAGUAUCAUACCCUUAAAUCACAUCCCUCUCUGUGGAGGAUAAUACUGUAUUUGCGUAUCAUUGUGCAAUAAGGAUGUGUGUGCAUGUGUGUCUGCAGUAUACAGUGUAUAACGUUUUUGUGUUCCUUCCCUCCUUAAGCUCCCAACCUGAUGCCCCUGCGACAGCGGCCGGGAGACCCCUCGCUGGCCCUGGGCUUUCAGAGGUUGGUAGAGGGGCUGGGCUCACCCGGAGGUCCUCAGGGCAAGCGGUUUUGCAGCCACUCCAUUGGCCAGCUGGAGUUCCUUCCUAUGCAUUCUCUCUCUUCCGCCCUCCCUCUCCCAUCCCUCCCCACUCGCUGUCUGUUUUUCCACUCUGCUCUUCCGCUCCUCCUAUUUCCAGUCUCUGGAGGCUUUUUCUGAUCUCCCACCCACAGGGGGCGCUACAGCCAGUCCACAACGCUCUGGUAGCUUUGGGUACACACACAAACACAGCCAGCAGCUUUGUGUACACACACACACACACACACACACACACACACACUCACAGCCAGACCCCAACACUCAGACUCCUGCAGCUUUGGGUACCCAUCUCUCUCAGCAUGGCGACACGCUCAAGCAUAGAGUAACACACACACCCAGUCAUGCAAGCACACAUACACACACACACACACACACACACACACACACACUCAGCAUGACUUGGAUGAGCUGACCUGGCUUGACCCAUGCAUGUUUCUCAUAUAUGUCUCUUUUAUGAGAUUUUGUAGUUGCAUUAUCAUAUGCAUUAUAUUUUUACAUUUUAGUCAUUUAGCAGACACUCUUAUCCAGACCGACUUCCCUUCUUCUCUUUAUUCUCCCCUCUCCAUUCCUUACCUUGCCCGUCUCCCUUUACCCCCCCCCCUCCCUCACCCCUCUCCCUUUACCUCCCCCUCCCUCACCCCUCUCUCUUUACCUCCCCCCUCCCUCCCUCACCCUCUCCCUUUACCUCCCCCUCCCUCACCCCUCUCCCUUUACCUCCCCCUCCCUCACCCCUCUCCCUUUACUUCCCCCUCCCUCACCCCUCUCUCUUUACCUCCCCCCUCCCUCACCUAUUUACAUUUGACAUUUUAGUCAUUUAGCAGACGCUCUUAUCCAGAGCGACUUACAGUUAGUGAGUGCAUACAUUUCAUACUUUUUUCAUACCUAUCUUCCUUUACCUAACUCAGGGAUGGGCAACUUUGAUGGGGGUGGGGCCCAAAUAAAUCUGAACUGAUUAUGAGGGGCUGCAGUGGUCUGCGUACCCACAUCCAUACCCAAACAUGCAGCCAGAGCUGGACCUAGCCUUUUGGUGGCCCUAAGCUAAAUGUUUUACAUUUUGGAAAUUGAUCCGCAGGCCUGCAAAAGUUGCCCAUCCCUGACCUAACUCAUCCCUCACCCCUCUCCAUUUAACUACCCCAUCCCUCACCCCUCUCCAUUUAACUACCCCAUCCCUCACCCCUCUCCAUCCCCUAAUCCAGUAUGUGCUCCCCCCGCUAACUGCAUUUAUCUGUAGAUCUAGUUUCUAGAGUAAAGAUCUGAUUUCAAUUUGCUGCUUUUUAUAAGCUUGUUUUUACUGACAAUGUUUUAUGUAUCUUAUCAGCCUCUCUCUCUCUCCCUCUCUCGCUCUGUCUCUCCCUCUCUCUCUUGCUCUUCUCUCCAUCCCUCAGGGAUCUGAACCGGUCUGACUCAGACUCCUCCCUCUUCCUGUCCCAGAGCGAAUCACAGCGCACCUAUAUAUCUAAGCCCCUCCCCCUCCCAUCAAAGCCCCUCCCCCAGCAGGGCCACAGCUCCAAUGGGAGCAGGGCUCGCAUCGACAGCCCCCUGAUGAUGUCAUAUGGCCUGGAGAAGAGCUCCAGUCUCGGGGAGCUCCGCGGCGGAGGAAGUCCCACCCUCGCCCCUGCUUACUCCACACACUCCCUAUGCCCCGCCUCCUUUAACCCUGAUGCGCAGUCGGGGAAGGGGGACAGCCGUAUCCCCAACAUGCAGGCCAAGAAGAGCCCCCUGGAAGAGGACAGCUGUUCCACGGGCGAAGAGAUCGACUCGGCCAACGGGCGCAAGAAACACACCUUCACAAUCUUCAAGAAGAGGAAGUAG